Molecule: messenger RNA, 1752 nt
Organism: Melanotaenia boesemani (Boeseman's rainbowfish)
Lineage: Eukaryota; Metazoa; Chordata; Actinopteri; Atheriniformes; Melanotaeniidae
Gene: utp3
Product: UTP3 small subunit processome component
Exons: 16
Coding region: 155-1585 (476 amino acids)
Biological process (GO): maturation of SSU-rRNA from tricistronic rRNA transcript (SSU-rRNA, 5.8S rRNA, LSU-rRNA)
Cellular component (GO): nucleolus; small-subunit processome
Source: RefSeq, a predicted model, not a curated record
AACGAAGAAGAAACUACGGAAGCACAUGGUAGUUAGUGUUGAAUUUGUGUCCAUCACAAGAUAAGUAGCUAUCCUUUCCUGCAUAUAUUAGCACGACAUUUUUUGUUCGUAAAGAAUCCUCUACUCUUGUUUGCUAACUUUCCUCGUUGCCAUCAUGGUUCGAGCAAAACGGGCCAAAAAAAUACAGAGACCAAGGAAACAGGAGCAAUAUGAUGAAGAUGAUCCUAUGGCCUAUCAGGACAUGCCGGUCCCUGAUAAGAAGUCAUCUGAGUACACAAAAGACAAAAUCGAUGCGUUUCAUGAUGAGAAAAUCGCUAAACUUCUCGCCCGCGGAGUUCAGAUGGAGAGCGACGAGGAGGAACUGGAUGAUGAGGAGGAAGUGAUGGCCCUCGAUGAUUCAGAGUCAGAAGAGGAAGAGGAGGAGGAAGAAGGAGAGAAUGAGGAAGAGGAGACAGAUAUGGAGAGUGAUCUAGAAGAGAAAAAAGAUGAGGAUCUUCCUAAUGAAAUGGCUUGGGGCAUGAAGAAGAAAAUGUACUACGACUCAGAUUAUGUGGCUGCCAAAGGGAAAUCUCAAGAAGACCUGGAAGCUGAGGAGCAAGAGGAAGAAGAAGAGGCCAAAAAUAUCCAAAAACGUUUAGCUGCAAACCUAAGCGAGGAGGACUAUGAUUUAAACCUUUUCCAGGAAUUUGCUGUGGAGGAAAAGGAUGAAAGCAAGACUGAUGAGAAGCAAGAGAAGAUUGUGAAAGACUUGAAGCAAAUGUCCCAGAAGGAAAAAAUGAAGCUUUUAAAAAAGGAAUCACCAGAGCUGCUUGAACUUAUUCAGGACUUCAAGGCAAAGCUGGCUGAACUGAAAGAUGAGCUGCAGCCACUUGUACAAAUGAUCCAAGAUGGAAAAAUCCCUGCAGGAAAGGGUGCUGACUAUAUCAAGAUGAAACAGCAACUUUAUCUCAAUUACUGCACAAAUAUCAGUUUCUACUUGGUGCUGAAAGCAAAACGAAUCCCUGCUCACAACCACCCUGUGAUUGAACGACUGCUCACCUACAGAAAUCUCAUCAAUGAACUCGCCACAGUAGAUGCUCGGCUUGCGGCAGAGUCUCGCUUACUACUAGCUGGUGAUGAGAAAGAUCAAACCACCAGCAGGCCAGCAGAAAGCAAGAAGAUCAAAACAUCUGGGGAAAAGGAAAAUGUCUCUGGAGAAACUCUGCCUGAGGCUGAGGAGGACUCUGACUCUGACAUGAAUGAGGAAGCAGCUUUACGUUUCUACAGAGAAAUGGAGGAACGGGUGAAAUUAAAGAGGAAGAGCAAUGACCCAGAAGCUGAAGAGCUGCAGGAGAACAAUGUGGAGGAGGAGGAGGAGCUGGAUGCCAAGAGAGGAAUAACUUACCAGAUGGCCAAGAACAAGGGGCUAACACCAAAGAGGAAGAAAAUUGACCGUAAUCCCAGAGUCAAGCACAGAGAAAAGUUCAGACGGGCUAAAAUCCGCAGAAAGGGCCAGGUCAGAGAAGUCCGUCGAGAAGAGACGAGAUACAGUGGAGAGAUGUCUGGUAUUCGUGCUGGUGUCAAGAAGAGCACCAAACUUAAGUAACCAGGAGCUGGUCCACUUUAUGCUGCUAACUUUAGCCAUGCAACUAAAAAAAAAAAAAAAAAACAGGCUUCUUAGGUAUUCUUACGUGUUUAUUUGUGGUGAGAGUUGCAGUAAAGCAGUAAUAAAAUCUUAAUUUUCUGAAAUGUGAAUAAACAUUUUAAAUUCUG